GGCCGCUCUCGUGUACUCGCUGUCCUACAAUUAGGAAACCUCUUUUUCCUGUUCUGUAACUGCAUCUCAGCCUAUGUCGGACCGUAGCAAGGUCCCGAAGCCACCGAUCGGUCUGGACCGCUCCCCCGACAUCUGUCCAGGGACAGGGCGUCCUGGUCGUCCUCCCCCUACCCCUUCGUCGCGUUUCGACCAGGUGAAAAGACGCACACUGAAUUGGGGCACCGCAUGCUACCACACUGGCUAGGCCCGUCCGUUCGUUUUUGAGUUGGCGUAUUUCUUUUCUUGGGCUAUGAGAGGGCGGAAGAAGAAUCGGGCGCCAACAAGGACCGCGUGCGGCGACGAAGAGGCGGGACGGUAUAAAAGCUACGGUGGAUAGCUGAAGCUGGACAAGUCGUCUACAACACCCGACCCAGUCAGAGCACUCAUCGUCUUCUCAUCCUGCACAAUGCGCAUCUCUGCUUUCGUUGUUCUCGCGUCCACCGUCGCUGGCGUCUUCGCUGCACCUUCGCCUCCUGUGCUCGGUAGAACCAUCCUGCAGAGCUUGGCGCACAAAAACUCCAACGUGACCGUCGCGAACAUGAGCUCGCACGCGUCGAUCGUCGUGGCACACCUUGCCCGUCUCAACAACCUCACGAGCCAGCUGCCUGUCAACGGCACCACUCCCCACGUUAUCAAGGCGGCCCAGCACGUCAUGGGUGUCAUUCGCAAGCUCGGGCCGAAAGAGGAAGAUGGUCUGCUCGGGGGACUACUUGGCGGUCUCUUGGGUGGCGGCGGCGGCGAUGGGCUGUUGGGCAUCUUGGGCGGUCACGACGGCCUGCUCUCGGGCCUUCUCGGCGGCGACUUGCUGGGCGGGCUCUUGGGUGGCGGGGACGACGACGACUCUGGCUGCGAUUCCGGCUGCGGUGAUGAUAGCGGGCUCCUCGGUGGCCUGCUCGGUGAUAACGGCCUCCUGGGUGGACUGAUCAAUGGUUUGCUCGACACUCUCCUUGGUCCAGAUGGUCUGUUGGGUGGUCUUCUGGGCGGUGACGGCGGGUUGUUGUCCGAUGUCGCGGGUUUGCUCGGCCAGUUCUCUGGCUUGAGUGGAACUUGCGGGGACAACCUUCUUGGAGACAUUCUCGGUGCCGUCCAGGAUCUCAUCGGCUCGCUGACCGGUGCGCUGUCGGACGGAGAGGGCUGCGACUGCGGUGAUGAUGAAGACCUUCGGGUCAACGUCUUGGCCGUAUUCAAGGCGAACCAGGCCAAACUGGAACCCAUCCGCAUCCAGAACCACUGUUCACUCCCACCCAAAAUGCUCGGGUCUCUCAAAGUCUUCUCUCUUUUUGCCCUGGCUUCGUACGCCUCCGCUCUCAAGCUGGUUUCCGUCACCGGUGAUGCUGUCGUCAACGGAAACGUCACCGUCACCUGGACCACUGGCCCCAGCGACCCGCCCUCGGUCUCUAUUGAGCUCGUGCAUCCGUCUGAUCUCAACAACGCCAUUGCCAUUGGUAAUGCCAUCCCCACGUCCCAGCUGAGCGUGAACGUCCCGUUGGGGACCGUGGCCGCUGCUGACGGCUACUACAUCAUUCUUGUGGACAUCUCCAGCAUUGACACGAUAUAUGCUGCUAGCAAGCCUUUCUCCAUCGCUGCUGCGGACUCGGUCGCCUCAAUCAGCGUCAAGGCGACUUCGCUUACGACGACCGUGUUCCCGUCGACUACCCCGGAUCCCGUCCUCUCCACCCCGACGGCGACCAGCACCCCGACUGGCUUCAGUACAUCUGUGACCACGUCUACAGACGCGGCCUCGACAGCCACUUCGGCUGCCGCCACUCCCUCUGCUAGUGGAAAUAGCGCUGCCCUCUCCCUCCGCAGUGGGGUAUCAGGUUCCUUACUCGGUGCUCUCGCCAUCAUGGUCGGAGCUAUCGUCAUCUAAAUUGUACCCUAAGCCCAUGUAUCCACCACCCGUCUCUUGUUUUCUCUCUCUCUAUCUCUCGUCUUUCCUAUGUUUGCAUGACUACUUCCACUUGUUGUCUGGCCCCGUGGAGGCACUCGAUUUCCACACCACCACACGCCUAGUAUCACACAGCUACGUAUCGUCCGCAAGUACAUCUUGUACUCGAAUGGAUGUAUGAUUUGUUUUACAUGCCCAAUAGCGCAGAGCUAGGUCUCACUGACAUGAAUACGAAUGAACUGAGUAAAGAUUCCGCGCUGAAUUUUUGGCAGUCGGCAUCCUGGCUGCAAUCAUUGUUGGUUUUCGCGUUCACUCAUUCAGUCCUUCCACGCAUGCACAGGAUUGGGAAGAUUAAAAGUGCGUACUAUUACACUGCAGUAUGGUACAUCCGUCGCAACGGUGUUGGUGGGGUAUCUCUAUGAAGUCCGAUCAUCUAAAGAGUGCUGGGGGGUGCGGAGAUUGUCCAUCGCAUCAGUCUCUGCCUCUAACACGCUUCCACCAUCUCCGGAACACGUUUUUACGGGCUUUCGUCGCCGCACUGCGGUCCACUGGUGCGGAUCCAGGGGCACCAACGUCCGGCGUUUCGUCUCCCGCGCGCACGACCGGGCAUGCGACCCCAGCCGCUCCAUGGAGGCUGGUGGGGGUAUCAGGCCGCAUCGUCCCGCUGGGGCUGUACGACGAGCUCGCGGUGACGACCGAGCUGCCGCCGAGGCUGGGCACGCUGCUCGCGACGCUCCUGACGCUCCGCGAGUCCGACGUCGCGCUGCUGCUCCGGCGGCGCGUGGCGUGGCGUGCGGCGGCGGCGGAAUCCGCCUUGCGCACGGGCAUGACAACGCCGGCGCCCAGGCUGAGGCGCGAGAACCGUGGCGUGGGCUCGGCGGUGAGCCAGUUGUCUGAGCCCGAUGGGGGGAGCGCAGGCGAGGGGCCCGGGCCGUAGCUUUUACGCCUGAACGCGGAGGGCGAGGUGCGAUCGAGCCUGGGGGAGGGCGGGUAGGGCGCGGCGUCGGUAUUCAGGAUGGAUGACAGCGGGCGCGGCUGGACGAGUGACAUUCUGCGGGUGCGGGGUACGGGUGCCUGUGGCCCCUCGAGGGAGUGCAGCGAUAGAAGAGACGGAGAGCGGGAGGCGGGUGCGGAAGCGGGGGAGAGGCGCACGGACGCCUUGUCCUUCCCCUUUGUGCUGCGGGCAUCGUCGUCGUCGCCGGGAGGCUCGCCGUUCUCACUUGAAAAAGCCGGUCCGGCGAGUGGCGACGACCGACGGGGACGGGCUGCCACCGUUGCGCUUUGGUGCCGGUGCAGGGGAUGUGGUCUAGCGCUCUGAGGGAUUCCAAGGUGGCUCGCUCGCCGUGUUGAGGACAAGGCGUCCAUGUGUGAAAGUAACAGUUGCGUGCACCCUGUUUUUAUGAAAUGCGGCACCCCAACGGCCUUCGGCACGG
Messenger RNA from Mycena citricolor, 3360 nucleotides. Lineage: Eukaryota; Fungi; Basidiomycota; Agaricomycetes; Agaricales; Mycenaceae. The record is from the annotation of a GenBank genome assembly.